Molecule: messenger RNA, 2504 nt
Organism: Drosophila sechellia
Lineage: Eukaryota; Metazoa; Arthropoda; Insecta; Diptera; Drosophilidae
Exons: 1
Coding region: 573-2339 (588 amino acids)
Source: RefSeq, a predicted model, not a curated record
GCAAAGGGGUCUGCUUGUUUGUGUAACUAUUUAUUCUAAUUUGACCCGCUUAUUGAGGGGCCCGCCCUUCUGCGCUCCACUCACCCCGUUGGCCAUUAAUUGAUGCAGCCGCUUAAAUGAUGAAUCACUUUUUCAUUAAAAUUUGACUUUGAGUGUGACCCCCAUGUGACUGGUGUUGACUUUUAUGUGGUUAAUAGUUAGCUUUCCUAUUGAUGGAUAUUCCGCAAUUGUCGCUGGUGGAAAUCUAGCCAUGUGUCUCUUUGUUUUUCUUUCCUUUGUCUACAUUUGCAAGUACAAUGAACCAGAAUCGGUGGCUUCUUCAAACAUCAAACUCGUGCUGAACAAGCUGACCCAUAAAGCACAGCAUAAAACCGAUAAAAGAAAAAGCGCACGGUACAAGAAAAAGAAUGCUGAGAAUCAGAAAGCGGUUGAAGAUAGCACACCUGCCACCUGAGACCGAAAUGUGAACGUGGGCGGCAAUGUAAAGUGUAUUUAAGCUGGGGUGAAGGCCAUCAAAUGGCAGUUGAACUCUUAGUUCUUUUACAAGAACAAGCAUUAGGCGCAUUCUGAAAAUGUUUCUUCCAAUUGCAACUCUUUUGUUGAUCUUUACGGGGGCUGCUUUUGCAGCAGAUUCUUUCAAUCAAAUGGAGGAAUUCGUGGACUUUGAGGAUAUUGACGAAGUGCCAAAUGCUGGAUCCAACGGAGUUACUGAUGUUCCAAUCAUUACAGCCACGCCAAUUUCAAUCACCACAAGCUCUACGACAACUGGCUUAGCAAGUGAACCUACCGCAGACGGAUUAACACCAACGCUUUCCACAACAGAGGCUACAACAUCUACUCACUCUUCAACGCCUGCUACAACAACAACUGAUUCCAGCACACCUCAUUCAACCACUAAUGAUUCCACCACAGAUGAAUCUACCACAACCGAUUUUGUGACCGAGCCUUCAACCACAGCUCAAGCUUCAACGAGAAUUAUAGAAACAACUGUUUCCACUACAUCUUCCACGACAACUGCAUCCACAACUUCUCCAUCGACAAGUGACUCCACCACAAAUUAUUCUACAACUACUGAAACCACAGCUGUUCCGACCACAUCUUCUUCAACAACUGAUUCCAGCCUAAUUUCUUCAUCCACAAGUGAUUCUUCCUCAAGCGAUUCUACGACUAACGAAAUUUCGACAUCGGGUUCCAACAAAAAUUUGGAGACUUCCACAACUAGUUCCAGCACAACCGAUUCAAUCACAUCCUCGCCAAACAAAUCUGAUUUCACCACAACAGAAUCCGAAACCGAGUCUUCCACGACUACUAAAAGCCGAUCAAUUGCAACCAGCACCUCAUCUUCACCAACAACAGUUUCCACAACGGUUGGUUCAACAAUAGAUAGCACCACAUCUUCGGUUUCAACGGAAGAUUUAACAACCACCACAACUGAAUCCACUACAACCACUGAACAACCAACAGAGGAAGAAACGAUUCUUGCACUCCUGGCUGAAAAUGCAGGAGCCCUAGAUCUGUUUAAUACUCAGCUUGAUGCUGUCAGCGCAAUUAACUGGAAAAUCGACGCUGAGCUGGACAACCAGGCAGAGUACCUUGAUGCAAUUGAAGUCAUCGAGAAGCUUCUCCAAAACCAGACACAGGAGUUUCUGCUUUGGGAAGUGGAACCUCUUCGAAGCAUUGUCACAUCUAUUCAGAAGAUAGACGUAUUUGCCAACCGAUCAAUCGAAGUUGUAUCAGAUUUAACUAGACUCCAAGAGCAGAAUCAGGACCGUGUAAGGAAGCUCGUAGAUAAACUAAACGCUACCCAAGGACAAAUCCUGCGCAGCGCAAAAGGAUUGGUUGACAGACUCAACUUUGUAAACCAACUUAUCCUUGGCUAUAUCGAGCCAAAAGUAAAUAGCUUAAAGGAUUCGUUUGCCAAUCUGAACAAAUCCCAAGUUAAUUCUCUAAUUGAACUAAAGAACGUUCCCGAGGUUAGAAAUCAAACGAAAGCUUCCAUCAGAAAUCUGUCAUUCUUGAAUAACCAAUUGGCUACGUUCUACCAGACCCAGGAGAAUAGAUAUUACUCCUUAGAAGCUGUCAUUAAGGCCUGGACCCCCACUAAUCUCAAUGCGAUCAAUGAUCUAACUCACGCUUUAAGCAUUUCUCAAAAGCGCACUGACUUGGCAAUUGCCAUUAGCGGAUCUGCGGAGUAUAAAACCAAAACCUAUCCAAACCAUUUUAUAAGCUAUGAAGGCAUAAAAGAUAACAAACAAAGUAGGAAAACUAGAGCCCCACAGAUCUUAGGUGCUGAGGAUAAGGCACUGGAGUCAUCAUGGAAUAUUGUCGCUCCAGCAUAAAUAAACUAAAGCUACUUGAAACGAAAACCGAAUUGUCCAAACCGAAUGGAACCUAAAAUUAUUUAAGUAUAUUUUAUUUUAUACUAUUUUAUAAAUAGUAAUUUGAAAGUCUUUAAAAUGGAAGCAAUGUAUCAAUUUCAUCUGAAAUAAAAAGAUUUUAAAGUG